UCUCUGGCUCCCUCCUCGGCUCCUCCUGAAGGUCACCGGCGGCUUCCGAGUCUCAACCCGCGCAGCGAGCGGGCCAUUAGGGAAGACUCGGGCCGGGCGUGAGGCUCCCUCUGUGGCUCGGCCGCUCCCAGGUUCCUUGAUGGAGCCCUUGCCCUGAGAGAGGACCAAGAUGUUGACACCGGGCGUGCGAAUGAGGUCACAAAGGAGGCUGCGUUCUGUUGCCCCGCGCGUCCUGGAGACCGAGGGAGACGGGAAAUGUUGCCCUCGGGCUGGAUCCAAAGCGGAGAGCGGGGGUGAGCAUGGCACGUGGUGGCAGGGUUGCAGCGCCCGUCUGCUUCCUCCUCCUCACCUUCCUGCCCAUCUGCGGCAGUCAGACUGGGCGCCAGGGGCAUCCUAACCAAGAUAGGCCCGCUUUAGCACUUUCAAAAAAGAACCUUAAAGACCUUCUUAAACUACUUGAUCAGAGAAUCAAAGUUCUGCACCAAAGGCGUUUGACGCUUGAGCAUGACCUUCCAAAAAACCCCAACAGAUUGGAAACAGUAAAUGGAAAAGAACUAAAAGAAUACUUUAUAAAAGAGAAGACAACUCCUAGUAGCCUAACAGCGCAAGAAAGACCAUUUCCCAAUAGCUAUCCAGUGCUGGUUGAUAACAAACUGCAAAAUAUUUUCUCAAAUAUUGAUAUGAAUACUCCAGAGAAGCCUAAUGAAGUGGAGGGUGUAGAAACUGAAGAGGAUAAAAAUGGAAGAACUUUGCUUUCUGACCAAGACAAAAAUGCUGGUAAUUUUGAUGGCAGAUCAAUAAAAACAACUAAUAUUACAUUAAGAUUCCAUUCUACUGACAAUUCAAGCACAACUCUGAUUGACAUUUACAAUUUAAAUGAUUCAAUAGAGACCCCUGAAGUUCAUAUUGUAGUCAGCAACAUUAUGACCCAAGGCAUUAAAUCUGAUUCAGUAAUAUUCAAAGACAAUGGUUUGCAAGUGAUUGUAAACAGUUCGGUGGAUAAGGAAGUGACACAUAUUCCUGAGAAAAGAAGAAAGACUUUGAUAAAACUUGAUCGUGAUAUGGCAGCAAGAGCACUACAGAGGACAGUAAGAGAAAUCUUCCUGUAACAGGUAAACACAAAGGCAGUUCAGAAAGCAUAAUGAGACUACCACCAAAAUCUUCUAUAAGAGCAUUAGACAAAAUACUAAACUAUCAAAAGAAAGAGAAUGAGAAACAGAAACCUUUGCCUUCUAUUGAGAAUAUGGAGUCUUCAGUAGUGGAAAAUAUUCUUAAGGAAUUAAAAGAACGUAAGGGCCAAGAUCCAGGAGAGGAAAAUGUCAAUGAAUAUGGAGACGAGACACCAACGGCCUCUUUCCCGGAAGAAAACCAUCUUAGGCAACCAAUUGAAGCAACUUCUUCUGUUCCAGGUGCCCAGAACAAGAAAAGAGAAAAAGCUGCAGACCUUAAAGACCUGCUAAAGCACAU
Molecule: messenger RNA, 1467 nt
Organism: Hemicordylus capensis (graceful crag lizard)
Lineage: Eukaryota; Metazoa; Chordata; Lepidosauria; Squamata; Cordylidae
Exons: 8
Coding region: 300-1109 (269 amino acids)
Source: RefSeq, a predicted model, not a curated record